AGUUACGAUCUGAAUCUUGGGAUUUUUUGAGUCAAGCAAAUCUUUGAGGAGAUACGAUUGAACUUUCCAUAUCUCUUUGCCUUCCUCGUCAUAAAUGCUGGCUCAGCAUUUGAGGGACGUGACAGCUAAAGCCGGCGCACGUUAUGCAGGAGGGGCGUUAAGCGCCUGCCACGUGUGGGACGCUAGUUGGCGUGUCAGAAACACGCCAAAAACACUCCAGCUUGAAGAAUCAGCACACCGAAUCAACUUCGCAUCAUUUUCAGGUAAAAUGGUUUCAUUGAGAGAGCUUACAGAGCAACGAGGUAACCAGGGUAAAGAGGGAGAAGAGGAAGGGGUUUUGUCAGUAGAGCCUAUCACAAUGAUAGUGCCGCCGGAGUUGCAGGAUGUGCCGGAAAUAAUGGCGUCUGAGAGCAGCACCAGUUCCAACGCAAGUGACAACGGUGGCGACCACCCUAGUGCGCCGUCGAGCAGCUCGUCCGAGGGGACACCAGGCCGCGAGGAGGAGGCUAGGGAUGUAGUGAGCCAUGUUUCAGAUCGGCCUGUAAUGGAAGAAUGGGAGAGCAGAACCAUCACGGGCAGGUUGGACAACCUACGAAAGGCGCCAAAGGACCUGCCCGCCGGAUUUAGGUUCCGGGCCGCGCUUCAUCAUGAAGUAGCAGACUGCACGCCCUCAAUUAGCGGGUACAGAAAAUUGGAGGAUAUGGUGAGGGCGUAUCAUAUUCCCCGGACAAUACUGUUACGAAUAGGCGCACCAAAUGAGAGGGCUUGCACGGUGUCACAGACUGGCUGGAUCCCAGUGUAUGUGGACCACUUUGACGCCGGCCUGCGGUUUCCCCUGCCCGGAUUGGUGUUCGACCUGCUGGCGGAUUAUGAGCUGGCGCUGACGCAGCUGACGCCCAACAGCAUAAGGUUCAUCAUUGGCUUUAUGCUGUUGUGUGAACGAUUAGAAGUAUCGGCUAAGGCGAUCGUGUUCAGGUCGCUGUUUCAAUGCCGGCUGUGUCCGAACUCAAGAGGAGCGAAGUGGUACUACCUCUCUGGGAGGGAUAAGAGCCAGCUCUUCAAAAAUGUGAGGAACAAGGUGAGGGAGGGUCUAAUAGAUCUAGAAGCCCUGGUUACCUCGGAGCAGCUUGCCGUGUUCGGGUUUGUCGAUGUGGCAAACCUGUUCACAGAAGCCCAGAGUUCACGAGGCCGCGGGGCGAGUAGCGGGCAACCCAGGCAAACGGGGUUCGACGAGCAACCGCCGGCCGCGCCUCAAUCGCGCAACUCGUCCCAUCGGGGAUCCAGCUCAGCCUCUAGACCGCGGGCUGAGCAUAGGGCUGAGGUUGCAGCCCCGAGUGCUCGCAGACAUGCACGCGAGGAGACGGAGAGCGAGGAAGAUGAGGUCCCCCUUGCUCGGCGUAGAACAAGCGGGGGGACCCAGCCCGCGCAGGCGGUUCGACCUGCAGCUUCUAACGCGCCAGCAACAACUGCGAGGGUGGCGGUCGAGCCUGCUUCCACGUCGGCCUCAGUGUCGGGCCCCAGGAUCGCCUAUCCUGAAGGCUUCAGCUAUAUAAGGGCGGAGUGCCAGCCCGCCAUGGUGCAAGGCAUGCACAGCUUUGUGCCCCCCAUGGACAGUAAGCGGGCCAAAGCUUUUGUGCAGCAGCAUGGUGGCCAGGUCGCCAUGAUAAAACUAAUGGAUGCGUUCAGCUACGCAGUAGCACUGUACGAGAGCAAGCAGGGGGCUCGUACAGAGAACCGCGAGCUCGGUUCAAAGUGCAAGCAGCUGGCCGUAAAGAAGGCUAGCCUUGUGGACGAUGUGAAUCGUCUGCAAGGCUCUAAAAUGGCGAACCGAGCUGCUGCAGCGGAGAGCCGAGCUGAAGAGCUCGCAAACAAGAUCAAUGAGCUCAAGGAGGAGCUUGAGGACCGUGCUCAGAACGAGCUGGGUUCCCUGAAGUUCCAGGUCGCUGAGGCUGACAAGAACCUCAGCGCUACCGAAGAGGCGCUGAACGAACUGAAGGCCUCUCAUGCGCGCUUAGUCGGUAUUGCUCGAGCCCAAGGAGCAGAAUGGCUGGUCGGCUCGUCCACGUUUCAAGAUGUAGUGGCGGUGGCGUCUACGAACAUGACCACGGAGAUUUAUAACGAGAUCCGUGGUAAGGGUAAGAGCCUUGCUCCCCUGGCUGACACAACGGUGCGAUUGAGAUGGGAUCUCAACGAGGAGGGACUUCCUGUUUGGCCUCCCUCUGUUGUAGAAGAGGGGGAGGACCCAACGGGGCUGCCUUCCUUUGAUGGAUGGGUGGAAGGGGCUCCUGUUGCUGAGCAGGAGCCAUCCAGUACUCCACCAGACUCUUAGCCCGCCGCGGUGCCAACUCGAUCUCCCGUUACGGCACUAGCUUCUGAGGUCGCUGCUCGCUCGCCACCAGAUCGCUCCUUUCUGCUUGUAGCUGACGCGUCUAUGCCCGUCGAUUUGACGGAUGACCAGGCUUAGGACUUUUUUCUUUUAUUCCUUUGUAUUUUCUGUUGCAUUUUUGUAUUUGAUCAAUGGAUUCAUAGCAUAUGUACCUUGACUGUAAACAUCUUUGAUGAAAUACAAAAAUGAGUUUUCC
Molecule: messenger RNA, 2582 nt
Organism: Rubroshorea leprosula
Lineage: Eukaryota; Viridiplantae; Streptophyta; Magnoliopsida; Malvales; Dipterocarpaceae
Source: the annotation of a GenBank genome assembly